AUGGCUAAGUUGAACAUGGGUCCGGUUAAGGCAUUUAGCAUCAUGAAGACUAUCUUUAGUGGGUUUGAAAAGGUGGGGUCAAACAAAGUUGAUUUUAAGAACUACAAGAGGCAAAUUAAUCUGUUUAUCGGAGAAUAUGAUGCAAAGAUGGUUGUGAGAUAUUUGCAUGAAAAGAAACAGUCCCAGCCUAAUUUUUCGUAUAAUUACUUCACAGACGAUGACUAUCGGUUGAAGGGUCUGUUUUGGUGCGAUGAUCAAUGCAAACUCUUAGUGGCCUUUUCAGGAUUAACCAUUUAUGUCUUACUAUUUUUUGUUUUCAAAUACUCUAUGGUGUUUGUACCUUCUACUUGUAUAGAUAAUCAUCACUGCGUUGGUGAUCAACCAAAAGUUGUAUUAACUGAUCAAGAUCCAACAAUGAAGAAGACUAUAUCUGUUGUUGGGAUAAGGUUAUAUAAUUCCACCGACUUCAAGGAAUGUAUUUGUGGUGUUGUAUGGAUGGAUAUACUUACACCUGAAGAGUUUGAAUCAUGCUGCGAAAAGGUUAUGGAAGAGUUCAAUAUAGUCGAUAACGACUGGUUAUCUGAUAUUUUUGCUCUUAGGGAAUCAUGGAUCCUUACAUACUACAGGAUUGAGUUUCUAUUAGGUCAUAUGCGUACAACGUCGAGGUUCGAGAGUGAAAACCAUUUCUUUGGUCAAAUAUGUAAUGCAAAAUCAACUCUUGUCGAGUUCAUGGCGCAUUAUGAAACUGCAAUAGAAGCACAGUGCCAUAAGCAUCGGAAAAACGACCAUGAAAGUCGAUACAAAUGCUCUGAGCUGAAAAGUAAUUAUAGAGUGUUGGAGAGCCAAGCCUCUAAGAUAUAUACCAAAAAAAAAAUUUCAAGAUAUACAAACUGA
This is a messenger RNA of Helianthus annuus (common sunflower), 894 nucleotides long. RefSeq names its product protein FAR1-RELATED SEQUENCE 5-like. Bases 1 to 894 code for a protein of 297 amino acids. Gene Ontology annotation, biological process: regulation of DNA-templated transcription. The record is from RefSeq and is a predicted model, not a curated record. The transcript has 4 exons. Lineage: Eukaryota; Viridiplantae; Streptophyta; Magnoliopsida; Asterales; Asteraceae.